AUGCUCUCAACCAUUCGCUCUACUGCAUUACGGAUAUGGCUGUUCACGUUGGCUUUUUCAUCCAUUCACGUUACUUUGGCCGUCGAGGAAGAGAAUGACACCAAUAUUGACGUCAAAUCACCAGCAUUUUGGGGGCAAAUUGUAGCCAUCAUUGCUCUUGUAAUCUGCAGUGGUAUAGUUGCAGGUUUGACGCUGGGUUUGAUGUCCCAAGACACGACCAAUUUGUCCAUCCUUGCUGCAGCUGGAACGCCCAAGCAAAGAAAACAUGCAUCUCGUAUCAUGCCUAUCAGAAAAAAUGGCCACCUUGUGUUGACCACACUACUACUCACAAAUACGGUUUUGAAUGAGACAUUGCCUGUAUUGUUUGAUGGCCUUUUCGGCAAAGGUUAUAUUGCCGUGGUUGGUUCCACUGUGCUCAUUGUCAUCUUUUCUGAGAUCCUACCACAAGCCAUUUGUUCACGGCAUGGCCUUGCAGUGGGAGCCUUUUUCGCCAUACCGGUUCGCAUCUUGAUGCUGAUAUGGUUUAUUAUUGCAUGGCCUAUAGCCAAGCUACUUGAUCUUUUGCUUGGAAAACAUCAAGGCUUUAUGUACGGCGUUUCAGAGCUUGCUGAACUCAUCCAUUUGCAUAGCAAAGAUAGCGAUGCUCAUGGCCCAUUAGAAAACGACACCGUGGAGAUCCUUCGAAACACCUUACAGCUAUCUGAGAAAACAGCAAGCGACAUUGUUGACUCCUCUCGACAACGAUACAUGCUUCACGAAGAUACCCAACUCGACAUGGAGACAAUGAACGACAUUUUGAAAAAUGGAUGCACAGCCGUACCAAUAUACAAUGAUGUCCCUGAUUGCAAAAAGCCAUCGAUCAUUGGCGUACUUCAUACCAAGUCAUUGACGGCUCUAAACGUGAAAGACAAGACGCCUUUGAGUAAAUUGAACCUUGAAAGUAUUUUGUAUGUGCCGUCAAGUACUCCAGCCAUGGCGCUCUUACGCAUGCUGCAAAAUGAAACAAGCCAAAUGGCGGUGGUUUAUCAACCAUGUCAAUGUACCGCAUCAUCGGCAUCUUCUACACAAGAACGUCCUCAAUCAUCAAGAUCAUCAUCAUCUUCCUCCUCCUCCUCCUCUUCACACCAAGAUGCCCACACAUUUCGUCAUUAUCCAUCAUCCUGCGAGAACGUUUCCGAGCUGCCGAGCCCUGAUGCAAUACUAGCUCUUGUCACGUUACAAGAUGUGCUUGCCAAGAUCAUGACAAAUCCAACAAAGGAUGACGGCACAUUUUGCGGUGUCUUGGUUCAUUGCCCAUAUUCGGAAAGCAGCAGCAUUGAAAAUAGAAGACCCAAUAACACAAGCAUGGAUACUGUGUGGAUGAGCCAACAACGCAUUAGCAAUCGUACAAGCAGUAGUAGUACCGUUGUAUGA
This is a messenger RNA of Lichtheimia ornata, 1413 nucleotides long. RefSeq lists its product as uncharacterized. The transcript has 7 exons. Gene Ontology annotation, cellular component: intracellular membrane-bounded organelle. The record is from RefSeq and is a predicted model, not a curated record. Bases 1 to 1413 code for a protein of 470 amino acids. NCBI's taxonomy places the organism in Eukaryota, Fungi, Mucoromycota, Mucoromycetes, Mucorales, Lichtheimiaceae. Gene Ontology annotation, biological process: magnesium ion homeostasis.